AUAGUAUAGAUCCCAUAAGUAAAAACUCAAGCAGGCGGACAAUUAAGAUAAAAACCAAAUAAAAAUUCCCAGUAUUCCAAUUCGCACACCUUAUGAUAUUUAUAGCCAAGAAAGUAAGCUUCCUGGCCUUAUCGAUAUUUGUUGGAUAUGUUUGACCGAAGUUCGAUUCGCAUCGAUGGUUCCAUCGGUUCCAGAGUAUCCAGUUUCACAGAGCGCCACCACCGACGAGUCCAGCAGAGUCGCAACAAGUUGUACCUCCAUCGUCUGAGUCGAGCCACCAGUUUGGUGCACCAGCGACCGCCCCUGCUGAACGCCAAGACACUGUCCGGAUUCGAUGUUCUGCACGAGGAUGCCCGCAUCUUUCUGGAGCGGACCAACGCGAAUGUGCGCCUGCUGCUGAACCUGUCGAAGAUCAAGCGAACUAGAGGCACCAUUGACUUUGUGGAGGGGCCACCUGUCGUCCCCCAAUCAGCCCUUCCACAAAUGCUGCACAGGGUGGACCUAGUACAGCGUCACAAUCUUCUGUUGGGCCGCCGCCUGAUGAGGAUCCAUGAGCGGAAGCGUGGAGCCGUCCAGCGGAAGCGCUCCAGCUGGCAAUCGCAGACGAGUAGCCUAAAGUGUCCCAGUGUAAUGACCAAUCGGUCCUCUCUCGCCGAUAGUGAGGUGUUCAAGAAGUACAUUGGCUGGGAUCUGGACAUGCCCGAGGAAAACUUCGAGCUGAUGAGACUGCUGCGGCCCAGGAUUGUGCUGCACUUUGGCCUGAUGGACGGCAGGCCGUUGGGCCAAGUGGUGGUGCAGCUAUAUACAGAGGCUGCGCCGCUGGUGGUGCUGCAGUUCGUCCGCACUUGCCUGGCCCAGCGGUCGCACGAGUUCGCCGUGCGACGGAUCUUUCCCCGUCUGUGGGUGGAGGGCUAUCUCCUGAGCAGCUGUAAAAACAGCAGAGGCGAAGCAUCCUCCUUGAGCUAUCGUGACCCCAUGGAGUUCGACACGCGCGUGGUGAGCCACGCUCGCUUCGGUUGCGUCUUGUCCUGCGCCAAGGAGUUCUGUGUCCACGGAUUCCCCGGCGGAGCCAUCAACUUUAGCAUCAGUUUCAAGCCCCUGCCGGUGGCCAUGGGUCAGCGCGUGGGCUUCGGCCGGGUGAUACGCGGCGACAAGGUCAUCGAGGCCAUGGAGGCUCAUGGUACCAAGAAUGGCAAAAUCAGCCGGCCACUGCUCAUCACCCACUGCGAAAUGCUAUAGGAAACGAUGGGGUUUCUGGGGUACUUCUGGUUUUAUAACGCACGGAAUCUGAAUCGUGAAUGAAUGAUUCCUUGCGGACUGGAACCAGAAGUCCUGCAGAGGCUUCUUGAAUGAUUUGAAGUUUCGGAGAUCAGAGAUGCAUUUAAACUUUUAACCACUGCUGGAAUACACCAGUAUUCGUUUUAAACUCCCUUCAAUAAAAUUCCGUAUGAUUUUU
Messenger RNA from Drosophila erecta, 1456 nucleotides. RefSeq lists its product as uncharacterized. Bases 148 to 1239 code for a protein of 363 amino acids. Lineage: Eukaryota; Metazoa; Arthropoda; Insecta; Diptera; Drosophilidae. Gene Ontology annotation, biological process: protein peptidyl-prolyl isomerization. Gene Ontology annotation, molecular function: peptidyl-prolyl cis-trans isomerase activity. The transcript has a single exon. The record is from RefSeq and is a predicted model, not a curated record.